Thrips palmi is the source of this 1215-nucleotide messenger RNA. RefSeq lists its product as uncharacterized. The transcript is spliced from 5 exons. Lineage: Eukaryota; Metazoa; Arthropoda; Insecta; Thysanoptera; Thripidae. Bases 586 to 1215 code for a protein of 209 amino acids. The record is from RefSeq and is a predicted model, not a curated record.
AGUAAUAACGUUUGGUUGUUAGUAUUUUUGACAUAAUAAUUUCAUUCCCAUCUAGAAAGCGCUUCAUCAUUCUCUGGUUUUUUAGAGUGUGCACUGCUAAUUUAGUUUUCAUGUUACAGACAGCAUUCAUUAUUUAGAAAGCACACCAGUAGAUGAAAGUGGACAGUUAAUCAAAGAUGCUAUCUAUGCAGAAAAUUCAUUGGCUCUGAAGAAGACAAGUAAAGCAAAAGAAAGGCGCUUUCACAGUCAAGCCAUAAAUAACAUCGAUAAAGAAAUUGACAAGUUGGAAGAUUUGUCUUUGAAGGUACAGUUCUAACAAAGCGACGUUUAUUUGUUUGGUUGUAUGUUUUUUAAUUUUCUGAAAAACUUGUUUACUUUUUAUGGUUUUAGUUUAAAACUCAUAAUGAAUCAAGCACCACAAAUGGGGAUGAGGGAAGGAAAACCCAGGAUGAGCAAGAAGGAAAUGAUAACAACAGUGAAGUAAUAACAACGGAUGGUGCUGACCAUCUGGAUGCUACAGCCGGAAACAUUAUCCAGACACAGUCUGUGAACUGCAUCCCUGCGUCUUGCCCUCUAGCAAAUAUAAUGAAAAUUGCAUCUCAUGAAAAUUUAAACUUUUUGGAAGAGAUUCUGAUAGCCAUCUGUCAACAUAGGCAGAAUUCCCAGGAUCAAGAACAAGAAAAUAAAUUACCUCCAACCCAAGAAAAUUCACCUCCAACCCAAGAAAACAAUGAAAUAGAAUUACCACCAAUUUCUCUUGGGGAUCAAUUCAAAGCCUUGCCAUGCUAUCAACUUACUUCUGAUAAGAUGCCCCUAGUAGAAAAUAAUGGUAUAUACAUUGAAAGGAUGAUUUACGCCUCCAUUCCACAUGUUACACCACAGUUAAUUCAGGACAAGGGCAAAAAAAUGGCAGAUGAUGGUAGUCUAUUUCCUCGAGGAAUGAUCAAAUACUUAUAUGAACUGUUAGUUCCCGAAGUUAUUCGAAAAGUGGCAGAACCAAGUGAUAUACCACAGGAUAUUAAAUUUGUCAUUAAAAGUAUGUAUCAAAAUAUUGCAUACCUAACGAACUAUAGAGGUAAUCUAACUCUUUUUGUCUUCAUUUCAGCAUACAUCAAUUUAAGGCUCCCUCCGACAGUCAAACUGAUUGAUACCAAAUUGAACGAGGCUCUCUACGAUAUCUGUCGGAAGGAAAAGAAGAAGCAAAUCAAAUCUUAG